This is a messenger RNA of Musca vetustissima, 973 nucleotides long. RefSeq names its product alpha-tocopherol transfer protein-like. The coding region runs from base 1 to 930 and encodes 309 amino acids. The transcript has 3 exons. Gene Ontology annotation, molecular function: phosphatidylinositol bisphosphate binding. NCBI's taxonomy places the organism in Eukaryota, Metazoa, Arthropoda, Insecta, Diptera, Muscidae. Gene Ontology annotation, cellular component: membrane. The record is from RefSeq and is a predicted model, not a curated record.
AUGGCCAAUAUUCGACCACUGAAUGAAGAAUUGCAAAAAGUUGCCAUUGAAUUGGGCGAAGUACCAUCACGAUUGGCAGAUGAUUUGGCGGCGCUCAAGGAAUGGAUACACCAACAGCCACAUUUGAGGGCGAAUACAGAUGAUCAAUUUUUGGUGGCCUUUUUGCGUGGUUGUAAAUAUUCGCUGGAAAGAGCGAAGUCGAAAAUUGAUCGUUAUUUUACAAUGAAGAGUAAAUUUCCCGAACUAUUUGGUCCCAUUGAUGUGGAUAAUCCAAGGGUGAGGGAAUUGCUGCGGACAGGAACAUGGUUAUACUUACCCACCCCCUUGAAUGAAAAUGGUCCCCGCAUUGGCAUUAUGCGUAGUGGUCUCUAUUCCGUUGACAAAUUCUCUGCCGAAGAAGUUAUGCAUGUUGCCCAUGCCCUGCAGGAAAUUAGUUUAUUAGAAGAUGAUCAUGCCAUUUUGCAGGGUGUAAUAUUUAUUGGUGAUUUUGAAAAGGCCACUAUGGCCCAUAUGAUGCAAAUGACACCAUCGUUGAUGAAAAAAAUGACCGUCCAUUCUGAAGAGGCGGUGCCACUUAGACCCAAGGCUCAACAUUUUAUAAAUACAAUUGCCGGAUUUGAACCUAUUUUCAAUAUGGUGAAACCCAUGAUGUCGGCUAAGCAGCAGAAGAGGUUAUAUGUCCAUGGCAAUAAAAUGGAUUCACUGAUCAAAGAAAUCCCCCUCAAGUAUUUACCCAAAGAAUAUGGCGGUGAAAAUGGUUCGGUUGAGGAGAUAAUUGCCGAAUGGGACAAAAAAUUGGAUCAAUAUAGAGAUUAUUUCAAGCGUAGUGCUGAAUGGGGUACCGAUGAAAAGUUGCGUCCCGGCAAGGCCAUUGAUUUUGAAAGCCUUUUUGGCAUUGAUGGUUCGUUCCGUAAAUUGGAUGUCGAUUGACUUAUUAAUGAAAUUUUUAAGGAUAUUUUAGAGUGACAAAGGA